Molecule: messenger RNA, 1827 nt
Organism: Entamoeba invadens IP1
Lineage: Eukaryota; Evosea; Mastigamoebida; Endamoebidae
Exons: 3
Coding region: 1-1827 (608 amino acids)
Biological process (GO): protein folding in endoplasmic reticulum
Cellular component (GO): EMC complex
Source: RefSeq, a predicted model, not a curated record
AUGAACCCUGUUUUACUGGUAGCUCUCUUUGUGACUGUUUUGUCUCUCCGAGUCGAGAAUGAGUAUUACAGCAAAGGCACAGGAAGUGUGAGUAGUGUUGGUGUCAACAAAGAUUUUUAUUUGUAUUCAGCGGAAGAAGGUCUUCUCACAAAAGUCGACUUCCAAGGGAAUAUGGGGUGGAGGAGACAUAUUGAGAAAGGUGGCAAACACGUAACUGUUGGGCCGCAGCAAGUGUUUGUAGUGUAUGAGAAUCACGUCACGAGUUUUGAUCAAAAAGGAGAAAUGGAGUAUCAGAUUUCUGUCUCAGGGACAUGGUCUAUUUAUACAAACAAUUUGGAAGUACUAGUUGGGGAUGAAGUGUUUAAAUAUGCUACAAGGGAUGGCAGUCUUCUCUCGAAAGUCUCUGUGAACAAUUUAGAUAAACCCGUUGAUGAGUAUUUCCUACAGAAAGAUACCAAAUGUUCCGCAAUGAAUGACCGCUUUUGUUUAAUUAUAGAAGAUGGUAAAGUUCUUAUAACUAAUAGAAUAGGGGAAUUAGUGAAAGAGAUAGAUGGGACUCAAAUAGUAUCGACCUUAUUUUCAAGAGGAAUUCCCUGUUUUAUUCGAAAAAGUGGGAAAGUAUAUGCCGUGUUUAAUAAUGAAGAGAUUUUGAUUAAAAAAGUGAAUGGAUCCGGUCAUUAUUUCUUAUUCACUACAUAUGACGCGUCUGAAUAUUCAGAAGAAAUAGUAACACCAGAAUUAUUAAGUAAAGAAAUGGGAGUUGUGGAUUACAACGGGAAAGUUUUUCUGCAAAACGAAUCCGAGAUUGGAAAAGUGAAAUUGUGCAAAACCAUUCCGGGUGGAUUUGUCGCUAUUUUGGAGAAUAACAAAAUUUUUACCAUUGGCAAAAAUGUUAUUGGGUCGUAUGUAAUUGGUGACCAAGAAGUAUAUAAGAUAUCUGCAGAUGGUGCCAUUGUAAUAAGAAAUUACGAUCAUGAAAAUGUGUUCAAAGUUCAUAGUGAAGAAGUUGUAGGUAACGUUGGGAAAGCAACGAGCGAUAGAGGGGUUAAAAUUCCAUUUUCGUUGAAAUCAGUAAGUGCUGUAGUUUCUCACACCAAAAUAAAUGUGAUUGAAAUGAUUAGUGGGAAAAUCCUCGAAAGUGUGAAUCUUCCAGAAACUGCUGAAAAAACGCGAUGUGUUGUUUUUCAGGGUUUUGUGAUUUGUUUUGUCAAAGUCCAGAAAAACACGCAAAUUUUAUCAAUUGAACUUUUUGAAGAAACCGUUGAUUGGAAGGCCGAAAGUUAUGACGUGUUUAAUCUCCCGAAGAUUUCAACAAUUGUGAAAACAACGAAUCUUCCAUAUAGUGUUGACUUAGCCACAGUUACUGUAUCAACCUUAGGAAUAGCCAACAAAAUGGUAUUAGUCUAUUCUGAAGGACAAUUGUACGUGAUUAAUCCUAAGACUCUUACUGGAACAAAAGCGCCAUUUGAGAUGGUGAAACAAGACCAAGAGAUGGGAGAAGUACCUUAUGUUGCGACAUUGAAUAUCACAAAAGACGAUUUUAUAUUAAAAGGAAUUGACUUAGAUGUCAACCGUGUUGAAACACACCCCGGGGAAUUGGAAUCUGCGACUUAUGUCAUGGCAAGUGGAAACGACUUCUACUUCUCACAGAUCACUCCGUUGUUGUCAUUUGACUCAACGUAUAACUUUAAUAAGCCACAACUCUUCAUCACUACUGUCGUUGUACUUGCACUCACAGUUAUCCUUUACUUCGUCAAUAAGAAAAGAGGAAUGUCAGAUGUUGCACUGGCGCAGAAGAAGCUCACUGAGAUGCAGAAAACCAACUGA